AUGGCAGCACAAGUCGCGGAAGCUCAUACCACUGCCGUGGAUGGCAGCGUCACGGCCAGCGAUACUGGUUUGAAGGAAGUGCACGAGAAGCCUCACAGUCACAAUCUGUGGCCAUGGGGACACAGCGACACCCAAGACGACUUGAGCGAUCAUGAGCCAAAGGACGCUGACUCAGCAAAGGGUGAGGAAGAGCACAAAGAAGACUCGGACCAUGCUGGGCUUUUGAGCUCCGUGACCAAGGGUCUAAAGAAUCUGAGCACCAAGAUGAGGGGAAAGAGUCACAGGUUUAGCGACCUCUUGCGCUUGCACAAAGAGGUUGUCCAAGAUUUGUCAGACACUACAACGUACCCCGAGCUUCUGAAGGACGCGCAUCUGCGCCGGGAGAACACAUUGGGCCAGCAAGAAGCGGCAGCUCUUGCCGCUCGAAAAGCAUGGAUCGCAUCAUCAGGGGCGCUCAGACGGAUUUUGCAGCUAGAUGAGUCGGAAGAGAUUCAUCCAGAAGAUGUGCCCGUCGUUGCUCUGGGCGGUAGCGGAGGUGGAUACAGGGCCAAUCUUCGCCAUCCGCUCUCGAUGGGCGCAAUCGAUGCGAUCGCAAGGAGCGCAAACGGCGUGUACUUCCAGCUGGCGCCGCUUCUUUCCAAGAUGAAGCUCGGGUUGCACCCUGGACCGCUGGAUUUGUACGGAACACUGGUCACCAGCCACAUCUUCUUCUCUCCCGUGCACCCUCCGACCCUCGAGGAAGGAUAUCCUACGCCUCCCAACAGACGCACGCAAAGACCAGACUCGGACACCAAACAGGACACCCCAGUCGCCCUCAAAAAAGAGUGGUUUCAAUGGUCUAGAUGCUACGAACGAAUGGGCAUCGACAAGGGACUGUCUCCCAUGCCCCUCUUCACAGCCGUCCGACACGAGCGCCCUUGGAAAGAUUGGAAAUCGCCGACGGAAGCUUUUGGAGGUCAUUCUGAUCACACUAGCUCAGUGCACAAGGAUCCUCAUGCUUGGUGGCAAUGGUUCGAGAUCAGCCCCUGCGAGUUUGGCUCUGAUGAGCUCGAAGGCUGGGUCCCGACAUGGUCCUUUGGCCGCAAGUUUGACAAAGGAAUCAGCACGCAGAAGUGCCCCGAGAGGAGCAUUUCACUGCUGCUGGGACUUGCGACGAGCGCACCAGCCGGCCCUCUUGCCGCCUGGCUAGGUACCAUCUAUCGAAAUCUUCCAAAGGGUGCCAUUGGCAACAAGAUUCGUCAAGAAGCCGACGAGUGGGUCGAGAAAAACCCGGAGAAGGCUGAGCGUCUGCAGUCGCAUCACCCUGUCCAUGCUCAAAACGAGGCCAAUCCUUUUUUCGGGGCAGAUGUGCAAGAGGGCCGAGGAAACGGCUUCGAGAACUCGCCAAGGAUUCACCUUGUCGACGCAGGAAUGAGCAACAAUUUGCCAAUCUACACUUUCUGUCGACCAGGCAGGGACGUCGACAUCAUGCUUCUAGGAGACUUUAGCAGCGAUGUGCAAAAAGGCUCAGCACUCGAACGAAUUCAAGAAUUUGGGGCGGAGAAGGGUUACCGCGUCACUCCGCGUGCGAGCAUGCCAUCUCUACCGGAUUGGCCCACAGAGAAGAACGAGAAAGGCGAAGACAAGCCAAAGGAGCUGUCCGCAGAGGAGAUUGCGAGUCGAUUUGCCGGCCGAUACGCGCAAGUUCUGGAUGCCGAGCCUAUUGCAGAAGAUCAAAGGACCGAAGAGCAAGGGAGGACGUACGAGCGAGAUGGACAUCAGCCUCAAGCUACAAAACCGUGCAAGAUGAUAUACAUGCCGCUGCUGCCUCAUGCGUGCCAGCCAAGCUACGAUCCCUCCACGGCACCUUUCUCAAGCAGCUACAAUCUCGAAUGGACACCAGAGCAGGUCGAAACCAUCCGCAAAACGGCUCGUGCAUGCGUGGCUGAAGGCCUGGGUGCUAUCCGCGAGGAAGUGCGCGCGGUCUACGCCGCCAAGAAGGCAGCUAGACUUGGUGCAACAGUCUAA
Ceraceosorus guamensis is the source of this 2007-nucleotide messenger RNA. RefSeq names its product FabD/lysophospholipase-like protein. Gene Ontology annotation, cellular component: cytosol. Gene Ontology annotation, biological process: glycerophospholipid catabolic process. The transcript has 13 exons. Bases 1 to 2007 code for a protein of 668 amino acids. The record is from RefSeq and is a predicted model, not a curated record. Gene Ontology annotation, molecular function: A2-type glycerophospholipase activity. NCBI's taxonomy places the organism in Eukaryota, Fungi, Basidiomycota, Exobasidiomycetes, Ceraceosorales, Ceraceosoraceae.